Loxodonta africana (African savanna elephant) is the source of this 8884-nucleotide messenger RNA. Its product is annotated as putative neuroblastoma breakpoint family member 5. The record is from RefSeq and is a predicted model, not a curated record. The coding region runs from base 792 to 1076 and encodes 94 amino acids. Lineage: Eukaryota; Metazoa; Chordata; Mammalia; Proboscidea; Elephantidae. The transcript is spliced from 3 exons.
UGGAGAAGAACCAAACAAGAACACCAAGAUAGUCUUUAAGUUUUAAGUUUUCCGUUAAGCUUUUCAUGAAACAGAAAAAGUGACUCCAUGACAUUCUUUAAGAAAAUGAAAGAAUUUGGAGGAGAUAUGGACUCCUUGAUGUUUUCUAUGCAUUUGCAAAAAUAAACAAUGAAAAAUGUGCUUAAAUUUUAGAAGGAGACAGGUCUUUUGUAUCAGCAAUAGGGUACACAUAUACCGAGACUGGUGCUGAGGGUGGUCCCCUCCUUCAGAUGAGACCAGGCAGCCUUGUGUAUCAGCAUGACCCAGGCAACUGGAAGGCAGGGGCACCUAAGAUUCCAUGACACCCCCCGCCUUCCAAUUCUGUUAUUGCAACUCCAAACAGUUACCGGGUGCUCUGGGUCCUCCUUCUGGCACUCCACUCGGAGCCUGACCUAGAGGCAUUGACUUGGGCUCUGAGCUCUGGACCUUGCUCCUUGUUUUGGUGAUUCAAGACUGUCAAGUGUUAUGAGAUGCUGACAACGUUUAUCCCAAAAGUUAUAAAUCACAUCUACAUCCUUUAAUAUAAAAAAAAUUAGACUGGUUUAAAUCACUUUUUUCACUUAAAAAAAAAACUUUCUUGGGAUAUAAUUUUAUACUGCAAAAUUUACCCAUUUUAGCUGUACAAUUCAAUGAUUUUUAGUAAAUUCAUCAAGAUAUGCACCCAUUAGUAUAAUCCAUUAACUUGUCAUUAUUAUCUGUCUGGUUUUCUUCUCCCCAGCUCUGGCUCCACUCCUUCCACCAUAAGCUUCAGCAUGGCAUUAGCUCUCACCACUUGCUCUAGGCAAAGGACAGACAGGAAUAUCCUGGAAAUCAACCAGGAGUUGCUCUCCCAGCUAGCACAAAGCAAACAGCAGGUCAGAGACCUCAAAGAGAAAUUCCUUAUAUCUGAAGCUACUGCCUAUACCCUGGCCAACCAACUGCAGAAAUACAAGUGCGAAGAAUACAAGGACCUCAUUGAAUCCGUGCUCAGAGAGGAGCUCCAGUUUGAGGAGGAGAGACCAGUUGCAAGGAUUGGGUUGUCAUCAUCUGACAUCUGAUACUUCAGCCAUCAGUCUGCUGUAAUCCUUGUUGAUCUCAGGAUUCAUUGGCUCCUGCAGCCUGUGAGCCAGAAGCCUGCCGUCUUAUCUGCCCCUGCCUGGAUUUGUCAGAGUCUGGGGUCUGUGAGCCAACUGACUGCUGUCUGAUCUGCUGAUCUUGGGCUCGUCUCCCCUUGCAGCUGCAUGAUUCAGGAGAAGCCUCCAGUCUGACACCUGACCCACAGACUUGGUACUUGCCAGCUUCUACAAUUUCAUGAGCCAUUCCCUUCAGAUAAAUCUAUUUAUCUCCUUCUCUUUAUAUAUACAUAUACAUGCAUACAUACUUAUACAUAUACAAACAUAUAUACACAUGCACACUCACACACACACACUUUACUGGUUUUGCUUCUCUAGAGAACCCACCCUAAGAUAUUUGGUACUGAGAGUGAUUCUAGACAAACAAAAUUGUAAGGAUGAGUUUUCUAAAUUGGUUCUCAAGUCUUGUUAGUCUUAAAAAUAUUGAUGAUUUUCUUUCUAGUAGUAGAGAGGGCACCGUUAAUCCAUGCAGUGAGGUAGCAACAGAAAUACACAAAAUAUCACCACCAAUAGAUCAUGUACUGCUGAGAGGCAAGGCUUUGGUGCUCACAUCUCUGAUACUUUUCUACAAUCUUGUUAGAAUGAGAAGUAUAAGGAGGCUGAUUAGUUGGUUCUACUUUAGCAAGACAAAGUAGUGAAAGAAAGAGAUGAGCUCAGAGCUUCAGAAUCACAGCUCAAGCACCACAUAAACGACCUCAACUUUGCCACAUAGGCUCUGAAAGAAAACCUUAUUUCUUGUAGCAACAGAGCUGAUAUUGCUGAAGAAUAAACCCAUAAUCUUACAGUAAGAAUGGCUGAAUUACAAUGCCAAUUGAAUUCCCAACCUCAAAUGGUGUCUGAACUUAAAGUGGGGGCAUUGGUUGGGAAUAAAUUGGAGCCUGAAACUUGAGAUGGGGACAUGUGGGCAGAUAAUCAGGAAGUUGGGGACAAUGAGCCCUUAAAUUCCAUCAACUCACUCAACAGAACCAGCCUUCUAACUCCCAUCUGAAGAGACUACUUCAUCUUUGUCUGCUAAUCCACCCUCCCCAGUAAAACCAUUAACUUCUCCACCCCCAUCUGAUGAGAAUAACCCAGCUGUGUCUGAAGAGUAUUUUUCUGAGAUAUCAACAGGGGCAGCAUCUGGGUCAUUGCCUGUGGCAUCAUCUGAAGCAGAUGCCUUACAAGACAUUGCUGAAUAUUCUCAGAACAUAUCCACAACAUCCAUUUUACUGCUUCUAGACUAAAGUCCCACCAAGCACAAAAGGUGAGGUAGAAAGUGUGACCCAGGAGGAGGUAUGAAACACAGGAAAAGAACAUCCCAAACUGAAUUAAGACACCUAACUACAGUGGGGCUGGUUGGACCCUGUGGUGGUAGGGGCUAAGUGCUGGCACCGAUUGACAAAGACAAGGUGGGUGUGGUUACUGUAAUGAACAGUGGUGCCAAAGCAUUAAUUAGCCCUAGUCUGACUUGCAUGGACUUAUGGCGUUUGCUGCUUAGUCAUGGUGCCCCUACCAAUGAAAUAGAUGGGAAAUCUACUAAAUAUUUACUUCAUCUGUAUAAGCAGAGGAUUUCUAGGUCAAGUGAGCUGCAGUCUAACUUGAAUCACCAGAAUAGAGAGUUACAGUCCCUCAAUCAAUUCCCAGACUUGAGCCAGUUUAUAGAUCAACAAUCCCUUGAAUAUAGCAGAGGCUUGGUCACCUUGAAGAAGGACAGCACUACACUGCCAAAAAUUUAUACUGUUAAUCUUUCUCCCAGCCUUCCCAAAAGUGUUCUAUGACCUCUUAUGAGAGUAACUGUUCAUUGUGAAAAAGGAAAUAGUCAGACUGUUGGGGGAUUACUGGAUACUGGCUCUGAAAUUACACUAAUUUCAAGAGACCCAAAACUUUGCUGUGGUUCACCAGUCAGAGUAGGGCCAUCUGGGUCCCAGAUUAUUAUCGGACACUUAGCUCAGGUUUAUCACACAGUGUGUCCAGUGGGUCUCCAAACCCAUCCUGUAGUGAUUUCCCCAGUUCCAGAAUGCAUAAUGGAAUAGAUUUAAUCAGCAGCUGGCAGAUCCCCAAUACUGAAUCCCUGAAAACUGGAGUAUAGGCUAUUAUGAUAGUAAAAGCCAAAUGGAAGCCAUUAGAACUGCCCCUACCUAAGAAAAUAGUAAACAAAAAGCAAUACCACAUUUCUGGAGGGUGAUUGGAGAGACCACUGCCACCAUCAAGGAUUUGAAGACUGCAGGGGUGAUGAUUCCCAUGACAUCCCAACUCAUCUCGCCUAUUUGGCCUAUGCAAAAAACAGAUGAAUCUUGGACAAUGACAGUGGAUUAUCAUAAACUUCAUCAGGUGGUGACUCCAAUUGUAGCUGCUGUUCCAGAUGUGGUUUCAUUACUUGAGCAAAUUAAUACAUCUCCUGCUACCUCGUACAUAGCUAUUGAUCUGGCCAAUGCCUUUUUCUUAAUUACAGUUUUGAUGGAACACCAGAAGAAAUUUGCCUUCAGCUGGCAAGGCCAGAAAUACACCUUCACUGUCCUACCUCAUGGGUAUAUCAACUCUCCGGCCCUAUGUCAUAAAUUAGUCUGUAGGAAACGUGAUUGCUUUUCCCUUGCACAAGACAUCACACUGGUCCAUUACACUGAUGACAUUAUGCCGAAUGGAUGUAUUAAGGAAGAAGUGUCAGUGAUUCUGAACUUAUUGGUAAAAGUUUUGCAUGCUAGAAGAUGGGAAAUUAAUCCCACAAAAUUUCAGGCUGCCCUCAAGCCACUCCGCCUCUGGGGCUAUAUUAUCUGGCUGAUGAAAUGUAGCUUGAAGUGUCAGUAGCAGAUAAAAAUGCUGUUUGGAGCCUUUGGCAGGCCUCUAUUGUGGAAUCACAGUGCAGACCCUUAGGAUUUAGGAGCAAAGCCCUGCCAUCCUCUGCAGACAAUAGUUUCAUUUCGAGGAACAGCUUUUGUCUUGUUACUGGGCCUUAGUAGAGACUGCUUAACCAUGGGCCACCAAGUCACCGUGCAGCCUGAGUUGCCCAUCAUGAGCUGGGUGUUGUCUGACCCACAGGGCCAUAAAGUCAGACAUAACAUGACAUCAUUAAAUGAAAAUGGUGUAUACAAGAUUGGCCUUGAGCAGAACCUGAAGGUACAAGUAAGUUGCAUGAGGAAAUGGUCCUAAUGCCCAUUGUCUCCACUUGUAUCACAUUACCUGCCUCUCCCAGGAUGUACCUAUGGCCUCAUGGAGAGUUCCUUGUGAUCAGCUGAUUGAGGAAGAAAAAACUCAUGACUGGUUUACAGAUGGUGUCUUAGUCAUCUAGUGCUGUUGUAACAGAAACACUACAAGUAGAUGGAUUUAACAAAGAGAAGUUUAUUUCCUCACAGUAAAGUAGGCUAAAAGUCCAAAUUCAGGGCAUCAGCUCCAGGGAAAGACCUUCUCUCUUUGUCUGCCUUUUCAUCAAUCUUCCCCCAGACUAGGAGCUUCUACACACAGGGAGCCCAGGUCCAAAGGACACGCUCUGCUCCUGGCACUGCUUUCUUUGUGGUAUGAGGUCCCCUAUAUCUCUGGUCACUUCUCUCUUUUAAUCGCAAGAGAUUGCCUCAAGACACAAUCCAGUCUUGUAUAUUGAGUCCUUCCUCACCAACACAACUGCCACCCAUUCUCCCUCAUUAUAUCAUAGAGGCAGGAUUUACAACAUACAGGAAAAUCACACCAUACCAGGAAUCAUGGCCCAGCCAAAUUGAUACACACAUUUUUGGGGGGAUAUAAUUCAAUCCAUGACAGAUGGUUCUGCAUCAAGUGCAAGCACCCCUUAGAAGUGGACAGCCUCAGCAAUGCAGCCCUUUCUGGGACCUCCCUGAAGGACUCUGGUGAAGGGAAAUCUUCCCGACAGGCAGAACUUUGAGCAGUGCACCUCCUUGUUCACUUUGCCUCGAAGGAAAAAUGGCUAGGUGUGCCAUUGUAUACUGAUUCAUGGGCUGUGGCCGAUGGUUUGGCUGGAUGGUCAGGGACUCGGAAGGGACAUGACCGGAAAACUGGAGACAAGGAGGUACGGAGAAGAGGUAUGUGGAUAGAUCUCUCUGAAUGGGCCAAAGGAAUGAAGAGUCUUAUGUGUCGUAUGUGAAUGGUCACCAAGGAUGACCUCUGCAGAGGAGGAUUUUAAUAAUGAAGAGAAUAGGAUGACUUAUUCUGUGGAAACCAGUCAUCUUCUUUUCCCAGCUACUCCCAUCAUUGUCCAAUGGGCUCAUGAACAAAGUGGUCAUGGUGGCAUUGAUGGAGGUUUUACAAGGCUCAGUAACCUGGCCUUCUCCUCAUCAAGGCUGACUUGGCUACAGCCAAUGCUGAAUGCCGAAUACGCCAGGCUUGAGGCUCCGAAAUGGCACCAUCCUUGAGGUGAUCAGCCAGCAACCUGGUGGCAGGUUAAUUACAUCGGAUUACUUCCAUUAUAGAAAGGGCAAAGUUUUGUUCUUACUGGGAUAGACGCUUAGUCUGGAUACGGAUUAUUCUUCCCUGCACGCAUAACAUCAACAGUGGACUCACAGAAUGCCUUAUCCAUCGUCAUGAAAUCCCACAGAGCAUCUCCUCAGAUCAAGGGACUCACUUCACAGCAAAUGAAGUAUAGCAAUGGGCCCAUGCUCAUGGAAUUCACUGGUCUCACCAUGUUCCCCAUUAUCCUGAAGCAGCCGGUUUGACGGAACAAUGGAAUGGCCUUCUAAACACACAAUUAUGGUGCCACCUAGCUGGCACCACAUUGUAGGAUUGAGGCAAGGUUCUCCAGGAGGCUAUAUAUGUUCUAAACCAGCAUCUAAUACAUGGUGCUGUUUCUCCCAUAGGCAGGAUUCAAAACAGAUCCAGGAAUCAAGGGGUGGAGAUGGGAGUGGCACCAUUCACUACUCCCUCUAUUGACCCACUUGCCAAAUUUUUGCUCCCUGUCCCCAUGACCCUAUGCUCUGCAGGUCUAGACAUCUUAGUUCCAAAGGGAUGAAUGAUCUCACAUGAAGACACACCAAAGAUCCCACUGAACUGGAAUUUAAGAAUGCCACCUUGCCAUUUGACCUACUCAUGCCUUUGGAUCGACAGGCAACCACGGGAAUUACCAUAUUGGCUGGUGUGCAUGACCCUGACAACCAAGGGGAAAUUGGAUUGAUGUUGCAUAAUGGAGGUAAAGAAGAGUAUUUCUGCAAUACAGGAGAUCCCUUAAAGCAUCUCUUAGUAUUUAUUACCAUGACCUGUUAUUAAAGUCACUGAAAAAUACAGCAAUCCAAUUCCAACAUGACUCCUAAUAGUCCAGGUCCUUCAGAAAUGAAGGCUUAGUUCACCUCAGCAGGCAAAGAACAAUGACCAGCUGAGGUGCUUGGUGAGGGGAAAGGGAAUAUGGAAUGGGUGGAGGAAGAAGGUAGUUUUAAAUACCAGCUAUGACCAUGUGCCCAGUUGCAGAAAUAGGUCCUGUGAUUGUUAUGAGUAUUUCUUCCUUGUGUGUCUGCAUCAGAUAUUUUUGUUUUUUUCACUGAUAAAAUAUAAGGUGUACACAGGGCUAGUGUUUUUUUGGUUGUAUGCAUGUUAGAUGUAUCAUGUUAGGCAUAAGUAUGACUUUGUAAUUGUCUUCAUUUAGCAAUCUUAUAUUGUUUAAGGAGAUGUGUACAGGUGCCAAGUUGACAGAGGUGGACUGUGAUAGUUAAGGUUGUGCAUCACCUUGGCUGAAGUGAUGAACUGAAGGGGCGUCAUUUGAAAGCAAAGUUAGUAAAACAAAUAUACCCAAGGCUGUUUCCUCAUUCCUUCUGCCACAGCAAAGUCAAACACCUUGUGUAGGAAUUAAACUUGGAGAGUUCUUUGGGGUGUUCUAAGAGAUGUCUCUGAUGAAACUGUCAUAGCCUAUCAUUCACUGUGCUCACUCUUAUAUUUUCCUCUUCUUUUCCAUCUUAGGAAAUACGAUUCCCUAAUUCAGGCUCAGGCUCAAGAACUGAUCUAUUUACGUCAAAAAAUACAGGAAGGGAUUGGUGGAUGUUACCUUUUCACAGAGCAUGUGAAAAACACGAUCAAGUCUUUUAAGGACUUCAUCGGGAAUGCUAACAUUGCCAACUACCAGAGACAGAGAUUUUGUGAUCAACUGGCCCAAGGAAGCCACCUGUCAGAGCACCGCAUGAGCAAACUCACCAUGGGUAAGUCGGCCACAGGCUCUGAAGACUCUUAGCUCCUACCAAGGUCCUAAUCUCACAUAAGGUUCUAUGCCUCCACAACUCUAUGAGUACUUUUUUAACCAGAUGUUCUGCUUUUAAUCUCACAUUCUAGGGGCCAUGACAAUAUCAGGAUGGGCAAGGCAUGAGUACAGUGACGAAAUACAUAGAGCUGGAGGUCACAUUAUUAUAACUGGCUCCUUCGUCACAGGCUUUUGGUGCAGGGGGCAGCAGCCUUCUGACCAUCUUUGCUUGUUUGUUUUUUAUCAGUGCUGUCUUUACUAAGGAGCUCUGGUUGCACGGUGGUUAAGAGCUCGGCUGCUAACCAGAAAGUCAGCAGUUCAAACCCACCAGCUGCUCCUUGGAAACCCUAUGGGGCAGAUUACUCUGUCCUAUAGGGUUGCUGUGAGUCGGAAUUGGCUCAACAGCAAUAGGCUUGGCUUGGGCUUGGUCUUUACUAACUUUCUGCAAGUGAUUUAUCCUUCCUGGAUUUCUAUUUCCCACAUUUGUAAAAUAGGUCAAAUCAUGCAAUCCGUGAUUGCUGUAGACAUCAAAUGAAGUAAUGUUCCUGAGUGUAUUUGAAAAAAGAAUAAAGCCCCUCACUGUUUUGGGGUUAGCUGAAACACUGGGUAUAGUAGAACCUGCUGAUGGCAAAGUUGAUUUAUACCGGAGCACUUUUUACACAGAAAAUUACCCCUGAGAACACCUGAGUAAGCAGAACAGGGGCAGACAUGGAGGCACCCUUGUAGUCCUCUGACUUUGAAGGACAGGUGGGACCUGGUUGUUUAUUCUCUCCUCAGAGACUGGAGUAGGUUCCAUGUAAAAACAGUAGUGGGACACACAACCAUGGUCUAGCGACCACCUCUGUGGUGCAAAUGAAGGCUGGAGAAGUUCAGACAGCAGCUGGGGAAGUAUCUUGUGAACUGGAGAGCAAAAAAUAUUUUAAUUUUUUGCCUGACUCAGGUGGCAAACAUGGCAGUGAUUCAUUACAUCAGGAACGCUCUAUGCAGGGGGCUCAGGAAGGCAUGUCAGGCCACUUCUCUAAACACCAACCUGAGGGCUCCCGGAAUACUUCUCAGAGCACCCAGACUGCACAUGUAGAGUUUUUAUGUCUCUGAACAGAUAGGCCCCUGUGUUUUUAAUUUAGAUUCCAGGUCAGUAGUCUUUGAUGAACUGUGAAGACCAGAAAGGUGAUAUAAACCUGAAAAAGGGCAAAAGCCCCAGUUUUCAAACUGAUAAAAAAUAAAAGUAAUAAAAAAUUGAAAGUAUACGUCCUGUUGAUCCUUCACAAAGUAUAAAUUUGUUAUAUUCAAACUAUAAUAUCCCAGUUGCAUUAUGGUGUCUAACUCUUAUUACUGAGAAACAAACAAAAAAGCAAGCAUAUCUUCAGAUUGGCAAAAGUGUUUAUAAACUCGCAAAGCAUCCUCAAACUGCCUUUAUUCCUGCAAACUUACUAUUUACUGGGUUCCUGCUGUGUGCGAUACCCACCUCGUUAUCCCUCCCUGCACAGCACUCACCUUGGAUCCCUUUUUCACUCUCAUACUUAGCAUUUCCUCUUGCUUUCAAGGACCCUUCUGAGGACUACACUUAGACUACUGAAACUACUUUGCCUAA